Messenger RNA from Carcharodon carcharias (great white shark), 6076 nucleotides. RefSeq names its product four and a half LIM domains 3a (gene fhl3a). The coding region runs from base 194 to 1033 and encodes 279 amino acids. The record is from RefSeq and is a predicted model, not a curated record. Gene Ontology annotation, biological process: actin cytoskeleton organization. Gene Ontology annotation, molecular function: transcription coregulator activity; actin binding. The transcript is spliced from 6 exons. Gene Ontology annotation, cellular component: Z disc; stress fiber; nucleus. NCBI's taxonomy places the organism in Eukaryota, Metazoa, Chordata, Chondrichthyes, Lamniformes, Lamnidae.
CCAGAGCAGUCAGACUCGAGCCUGCCUCUCUUACAGACUGUAUGUCAGGAGAACUCCAACCACUUCCCAAGCAGGAAAGCUCAAGACAAAGCAUUUCAGCACAGUGAGCCAUUGAAGUAUUUAUGUUAAAGCAGCACUUUGAUCAGUGACCUGAGUUCAUUGAAAUACUGUUGUGACAGCUGUCCAUUAUAAGAUGAGUGAACGCUUUGAUUGUGACAACUGCAAAGAAUCCUUGUACGGCAGGAAGUACAUCCUAUCUGAAGACAGUCCCUACUGUAUCCCAUGUUAUGACACCCUGUUUGCAAAUACAUGUGACGAGUGCAAAGAGCUGAUUGGACAUGAAGCUAGGGAGCUGUUCUAUGAAGACCGUCACUACCAUGAGCAUUGCUUCAGGUGUUAUCGAUGUGACAGAUCUCUGGCAGAUGAGCCAUUUACAUGUCAGGAAGAAGAGCUGUUAUGCAAUGAUUGCUACUGCAGUGAAUUCUCCUCAAAAUGUAUUGCUUGUGACAAGGUUGUCAUGCCUGGUACCCGUAAGCUUGAAUACAAUGGCAGCACCUGGCAUGAAGGAUGCUUUAUUUGUCACACUUGUGAGCAGCCAAUAGGAUCAAAGGCCUUUGUUCCUGAUAAGAGUGAGAUUUACUGUGUGCCUUGCUAUGAGAACCACUUUGCUCCACGAUGUUUCCGUUGCAAGAAGGCCUUGACAAAAGGAGGUGUUACUUAUCAUGAUGAGCCAUAUCACAAAGAAUGCUUUGUCUGCAAUGGGUGCAAGACUCAGCUGGCUGGCCAGCAAUUCACCUCGCGGGAGGACUCUCCAUACUGCCUCAAGUGUUUUGGAAACCUGUACGCCAAGAAAUGUGCAGCCUGUGCCAAGCCCAUCACAGGUUUUGGAGGUGGCAAAUACAUUUCCUUUGAAGAUCGCCAGUGGCACCAGAGCUGCUUCACCUGCUCGCGAUGUUCGGCCUCGCUGGUUGGAAAGGGAUUUUUCCCUGAGAAGGAUGACAUUCUUUGUCGUGAAUGUAACAGUGACUUAUGAAUUGAUUGCUGACCCCAGUUCUACUCUUCAUAUAUUUUUCUACACACAAAUUGCACCAGUGCAGCAUUAGGCCUUUGAAAGCACAGUUUGUGUCUUGGAGAAAAUCUUUCCUUUCACACUUUCCUAGUGCCAUUUUGCAUAUGGAUAAACUUGUACAAUAAAGAUUUAAAAGGUUACUUCCUCUCCCUGCUUUCUCCCUACCUUAUCAGUGAUGCUCAGCAACUCUCUUGAGAAGAUGAACAACAGCAAAGUUAUUCUUUAUCCCAUUCUCAUCAAUUGGGACAUUAAAGUGGCAAAUUGUUAUUAUUUAAUCAAUAGAAUUAACUCAAACAUUCAUGUAACACAGCUAAAAAUAACUCAGUAACAGCAUAACUUUCCUGACGGUUCAGUAACUAGAUGCAUGGGGACUAAAAUUCAACUUGAGUGAGGGUAUAAAUGGCCCAAGAUCAGCUGCCCAUUAUACACUUUAUGCAUUGUACCUUUGCCUGGUUUUGCCUUCUCUACUGGCUUCAGUGAAAAGGUAGAUCAGGCUGAUGUAUAAUAUGCGGCCGAUCCAAUCCCACUUAUUUCACAUCCCUGCUCAAGCUUGGAUGAAACUGAACCAUUCAGACCUGAAGGAUCCAGGUUUGAUUCCUGGACUGUGCUGAAUUUCCUGAUCUCAAUCAGGUUAAGAUACUAUAACUAGUGGACUAGGGGGUAGAAAAUGAGCGCUAGGAUCCUUGCUAUUGAUUACUAUCUAGUGGUUCCUUGUGGAAGUACAUGUUUGUGGAUAUCAGCAGAGGACAGAAUUUGGCUCAGCGUUCAUCCCCGCACUCCCUUAAUAUUCAUGGUCUAUGGUCACACAUGAAGAAUGGUAAUUUGGUGAGAUACUCAAAGUCCACCAAAACCAGUUACAGUAUGAAACACCAUUCUCAGAAGAGUAAAGGUGAAAUGAGUACUUCAGAGUUAUUGAGGACGGAGACGGAGGGGAUGGUGGGGGUAAUUUUCCCAGCCUCUCAGAGGUGGGAGGAGAAUGGGAAAAUCUUGAAAAGGUGUGUUGUGUCAGCUCCUCUGAUAACUUGCCUUUGGCUUCCUUUUUCAAGGGGGUGCUGCUUCCCCAGACGGCAACCCGCCUAGCUGCACAGGGAAGCAAAUCAAGACCAUUAUAACACCAAUUAUUCUGUGAUUCUGUGAAUUAACUGGCAUUUUCCAUGGGCAAUAACCAUUUGCCAGAGAUUCACGGGAUGCCUGCUGUGUCAGCAGCUCUUUUCUUCGCAGGAGGCAAGAGCAGUGUAAAGGUCAGAGCACCAUGGAAUGAUUAUUUCAGAGCGACCUUUUAGUAAGCACGUAGGUUCUCCUCAGCGUAUCCACAGACAAAUGCUUUCAAGUGGAAGAGUUUCUCCUGUAGAUGGAUCCACCUGAUAGUUCUGGGUAUUGGGAUUGGUCUACUGGUUCCACUAUUAGCAGUGCAUCCCCUUCUUGUAGUUGCUCAGUUUACCUCAGUGCACACUAUUCUGAGUGGGGCUGUCGACCACCCUUCCCUUCAACCGCUCUGAUUGUCCUUCCCGUAUCCAAUGUCCACCCUCUGUUCCUAAUUGGAUGGCACUCCCGGAGGAAGUUUCCUAAUUGGACGCCUCUGGGAAGUUUGCGCUGGAAGGUGCACUGCUGACACGAGUGAGGUGAGAUCCUGGAAAUGAUCUUGGUUCACACAAAUGUUUUCAGUGGAAAAAAUUCUGGCGUCUUCUUUAACAGCCUUUUUCUAGCCCCUCAUGUCAGGAUAUCUGCAGUAUUUUGUUUUUGAAUCCUUUCCAGUUGUUUGAAUUUACUCAACAGAUCAUUUGCAAUGAGUUGUCAGGAGCUUGCUGGACAUCUAACAUAGAUUGGUUUAAGAAACAAUUAGCUGUUGCCAGAAGAAAAAUAAUAGGGUUGGUAUUCUGAAAAAAUGAGAGCAGAUGACUAAAGUGGCCUUCUUUUCGAAACCUAUGUUCUGAGAAGGACAAUCUUAAUUCUUCUGCUAUGGUACAACAAAGCAUGAGAUUAUAUCUGUUAUUCAUCAAAUAGAGCAGUUAGCUCCACUGUCUAUUGUACCCCUUGACAUCAGGGCCACUGCAUCACAUCUGACCUGUUAUCUGACCUGAUAAAUCAUUAAGCAGGUUUUCAGAAUCAGGCAGACAGUUAAUUAACCAUAGAUCAACCAGAUUCCACAUUACUCAUUCACUUAUAAGUCACCAUUUUAUGUUGUUCUGUCUGUGGACCCCAUUAGAAUGGUGCAGAAUAGAUUGGAACUGCAGUAAAAGACACUAAUAAAUUGCUGUGUAGUGGGUGAGAACGAUUCUUUGUUUGUAUAAGACAAGUUGCCCAAUUUAAUUGCGCAGUUUCCCGGUUGCAAGGAUCAAUUAAUGAGUCACUUGACCUUUGCUCACUUGAUCCCUUCCCUAAUUCCGGUUGUGGUAUUGAAAUGGCUGCUCAAGUGGAACACCGCCAUCCACUAUGCCGCACUUAUGCUAACAAUGAGCCUACUAAUUUGAGCUUCCUGUAAAAACUGAAAUGGAAAACUGAGCCUGUCACACCUAUCAGUAUUUACAGAAAAUGCAUCUGAUCUCAGACAGAGUUCACCAUUAUUGAAUGAGGGACAUAAAAUGGCUCAAUGGCUUCAAACAGGUCAGAAACGCAUGGUUGCACUUGCCGUUGCAUUGGUCAGACAAAUAGACCAAGUAACAGGUAAAAGAGACAGAGGGUAUUUUACACCUUAUUUGGAAAACCUCAGUCUGUUUGGAUGAGAUUCAAAGUUGAGAUUAUAAACUCCAUUUGGAAUUUUGCAUCUCACCCAACAUUGAAAUAGAAACAGUCACGUUUUCCCAUAGAUGUCUUGAUUAUAGACUGACAGAGAUAGGGUGCAACAUAAGAGUAACAUUUACUUUGAGUUGAUCAAAAAUGUUGUUACCAAUGAGUCUCAUUAAAAUGUUACAUUUGACUGACUUAAAUAAGAUGCAUUUGGAAAUCACUACAAGCAGAACUGGAAUAUGAGCAGAGUCAUGCAAUACAAUUUAUGGUUCAGCUGUGUUUUGUCAGUAAUUCCAAAGAUACCAUUUGCAAACAAAAGCUCGAGUUUUUUCCAUUUAUUUUAGUCACAGUAUUUGUUCCGCUGCCCAUUUUGAAUCUCUAUUUACUGAGCACAUUGAGGAUUAGUACUUCACUUAUACAAGAUAAGCUAUUAAAUUUUGGUGAAAGUCCAUUCUGUAAAGUCAAUGAUUAAGUUACGUUUCAAUUGUUGAAAAGUGGUGGAUUAAAGGAUUGCAAAUACAAACAUUCCUGCUGUGUUACUGGCUUCAGUCUAAAACCUUACUGUAAAUAUGAAGCCCUGUUUACGACAGAUGGAUUAGAGCUGGUAGAUUUUCAAAUGCAUGCAGAUUCUGAUUCAGAGGUUUAUGGCAUGUUGUUCACAUGUACAGCUACAGUUAGAAUAUAUCACAUAUCAUCAUAAUAUUUACCAUUACAAUUUUGUUGUUAAAGGAUAUCACAACCACUUCCGAAGCAUAAUAGCUCCCAAUUUGACAUUCUGUACAAUGGCUAAGCACCUUGUGGUAGCAAUGGGAUGGGCACCAUAUCACAACAGGCUCAAAUAACGUGGACUCGGCUUUGAAUUCUAGGACUAGCUGUGAAUCUAGUGAGGGUUCCGGCUUUGAGUGAAGAGCUAUUGGAUGGAGCUUCCUCUUCUGAGGUGGUAUACUGUAUCUGGGAGAGAUGAGGGAGUGGCAGGAGUUAGCAUAGUUGGUUGAUGGUGCUAAAGGUUGAUCUAUCUGUAUGGUGCUGUUGGUAUUUGUAGAAUGGUCUUCAGUGUGAGCAUUCUAUUGACAUUGCUGUAAGGAAUGGCUGGGUAAUGAAAUGGCACUGAAUUGCUGCAAAAACCAUGAAAUAAUUGAUAAUCCAGUACCUUUCAUUGUAUAGAAAAUACAAGUGACUGCUCAAAUGGUGCAAAGAUCACCUUGCUGUCUCAGAGCUAUACAGAUCCAGAACUAUUUUGGUAGCUGAUCACAGUUACCCUCAGCACUGCUAAACUAGGGAGGAAAUAAUUGGCCUGUGAUCCUAUUCCUAAUUACUAUGUUGUGACUGCUAUUGGGAGUACCAGAUGAGGAGAGGAUCAUGGUUGGCUGUGAUGUAAUUAGUUGAGCAUUAUCAAUGUGCAUGGUACCUUAGAUCAGCUGAUUGCAUUACUGCACUGAGGAGGCAUCUCAAAACAGGAAUCUGACAAUAAACUGUAUUCAUAUUCAUUUACACAACAGAUGUAAGGUUAGCACCUUUAAUUUUAAAAUAAAUGUAUUUUAGUUAUCUGCCUGUAGGUGAUAGAUAUCCAGUGGGCUCAAUCCCACCUGAAUUCUUACAGCACUCCACAAGUGAAUGCCCUUAAAAGCAACUACUUUUAGUAAGAGCUAGCUCCACCAACACUGUUCGCUCCAGUUAGUAAGUUAAUCGGGACAUAGAAUUAUUGAAAGAAAGAUCUGUGUGCACAGAGAUUCGGAGAGAAGAGCGCAAGAUACAAAACUAUGCUACUUGGGGUGUCUAAAAUCUUGCCUGUGGAAUAUCUGCCAGCAAUGCAGCCUUAGUGAUGGUUGCCAUAGAACAGUUCAUACAUUCCAGCCUGUCUACCCAUCAAAGUUUCCUUAAUGUUACCACUAAAAAUGUGUAAAAUUGCCAAACCUUGUUGGUGUGUGCAUUGUUUUUUUUUGUUUGUUUCUCUUUAAAAAAUGUUUUCUUGUUUUUAGUACAUGAUUUGUAACCUAAUACUAUUGGGAGUGGUGGGCCAGUCCCACAUGACACGAAAGAGUUUACAUAUAACAGAAUGUUAUGCAUGUUUUUUUAUUAAUCACUGAAGCAAAGUUCAUUUAUAACACUAUUGUAAAAGCUUUGAUGCUGGUAAGUCAGAGUAUAUUGUGUAUGGUUUAACAAGAGAGCUGUGAUCAGCAGCAUGCAAUGUCUGCUUAGUGUAGUUGUCCUGUCUGACUUACUUACAUUUUCAUUUAUGUGUCUCCAAAUGCUUACAUAAUAAAAAAAAAUUAAACCAUA